CAGCUUCGCGACGAACGAGAAGCUUGACAAGGCCAAUGAAGACGAGAAGGGCAGUACACCUGAGCCAGGUGUACUGACUUCUUCGCGAUCCACGGCCCGACCGACAUCAAGUACGAGUCAACGCGAUGGCCAAGACCUGCGCGGACGCACGUCCACCUCGACGCACCCAUGUCGAGCCCCUACUUGUCGGAUACCCGCCGCACGCACGAGGAACCGACCUCGCGCGCGCGCACGACCUCGACCGCCAAGACCGCCAAGCGGGUCGCCGAGCAAUCGACGAGGCACAGUACGCCCGAGUCGCCGGACGUACUGACCUCAUCGUACUCGAUGGCCGAGCUGGAAUCAAACCGCCUGGCGCUCAUCGCCCGAUACUCGUCAGCUAGCAAGUGGGCGAGUACAAGUACAAGUACAGCACAGACUGAGUCACCACGUCCGUCAGACAUGGUGGCCACGUCUUCCCGUACGCACACGGACCAGACAUCGCGUCCGAGGAGGAACAAUAUGUCCACGACGGGCAUACCGACCUCGUCGCACUCGACAGCAAGGCCGGCGACGUCGACAGAACGCUCACGUCCGCUGACGGAACGUGAACAACCUUCCGCGCGACCAGGCUAUCGCCGUAUCCACGAGGAUUCAACCUCGCGUGUACGCGACAAGACUGUCGCCUUCACCGAUUACCGGGGAGGUUCAGUCCAAAGGGGGGAAGGGAGCGGCACGGCAAAUCGUGACCGCUUGACUCGGACGAAUACCAGUACAUCGAGUCGCGAUGUACUGGGGUCGGAACGAGUAGACGAGACACAUGUGGUCUGGACAUCGAGCGCGAGGCUUGAUGUACAGACCCAUGUACCUGCGACGACAUUCUCGAAGCCGAGCAUGUCGCGUGGUAUCUUCGACAUGAUUGGUACCAUUCCAACAGCGGGCGCGCGCUCCGAGUAUAUUGAUGAUACUCGGUGGCCGACUGCUGAGCACCUGCGAGCCGAGUGUUUCAGUUUUGUGACCGACCGGUUCGAACUCAAGCUGGCUCAGGCUGCGAAGGCCGAGCAAGCUGGGGACUGGAAGGCAUGGGCUGAACUCAAGGUCAGCGGCCUCGACUGGGGAGAUGUCCUCAAUGACAUGUCUCCGCGACCGGAGUCGUACACCCGAGCGGCUCAGAGAGCCCGCGAUCACUUCCAACGGGCUGUGGAAGUGCGGCCGAUAGACUACGAACUAUCGUGGUCCGAGCCUCGGUUGCUACGACCACUCCGUGAAUGGGUCUAUGCUCAGCUCUGGGAUCAAUCAGUGCCCUUCGUAGCUACUUACCAACCAGCAGUCGAUGUUACUGCUGGUAGGUCAGUAUUCUAUGGCAUGGGUGGUGGAUUUGUCCCGACUUCGACUCGGAGUCAAUCAGAUGGUGAUGAGUCUUACGAUUCCACCCCUGACAUACCAUCUGACCACGAUGAUGUUGAGUCCGAGCACUCUCAGGCUUCGGAACAUGAUGGUGGUCCAGGUGAUGACGAGGUCGACUCAGUAGUAGUCUCUGAUGACUAUUAUGAGUCAGACUCGUAUGACCAUAGCUCACCUAUGGCCUCGUCUGCAUCUGGUGCUUCUGCAUAUUCUGCCGAAGACUAUGAUGACUAUGAUGACGAGGAUGGUGACUAUGAUGAUGAUGAUGGUGGUGACUACUACUCAGAGUAGUAGUCCGCUUUUUGAGGCUCUCCUGUAUGCCUGAACACAUUGUAUGUUCAGGUGCAGGCGAGUAGUACGCUGGCGCGAUGAUAUGUUUUCUUUUCUUUUAUGUUUCUUUCAUACCUGUUGCAGUAUGUUGUACCACAGAUGGUUGAACAUACUCAAUGCCCACGAGAUCAUGC
Messenger RNA from Fomitopsis serialis, 1847 nucleotides. RefSeq lists its product as uncharacterized. The transcript has a single exon. The record is from RefSeq and is a predicted model, not a curated record. The coding region runs from base 169 to 1674 and encodes 501 amino acids. Lineage: Eukaryota; Fungi; Basidiomycota; Agaricomycetes; Polyporales; Fomitopsidaceae.